AUGUCAUCAAAUACUUUCGUAUCGAUUGCAUCGGAAACCAUUGCCUCGGAGCUGGACAUGGAGUUCAUACACAACAUCGACAAUAAUGUGACAAACAGUGUAUGGAUGGACAGCCGGUCCAGCAGUUUAUGGCACUAUGUAUUUCACGAGUACUGGCACAACGAGGGGUGUCCGCAAGCGGAACACCUGCCCCUUAUGGGUGGCGGACCCCUACCCGUACUCAUCAUAAUGAGCGCAUACCUGCUAUUUGUCACUAGAAUUGGGCCGUGGAUUAUGGCUAAAAGGCCUGCACUGGAGCUGCGAACCCCGAUGCUAGUGUACAACACGACCAUGGUCAUUGUCAACGCCUACUUUUUUGCCAAAUUCAUCUCAUUCGCCGAUUACGGCCGAGUAUUCACCCGAUUUCAGUUCCCCUCGCCGUACGACCGCUCGCCGGCAUCGGUGGCCAUCGUCUCCACCACUAACCUAUACUUUUGGUCAAAGUUUGUGGAUCUGAUGGACACCGUGUUCUUCGUUCUGCGCAAACGUCAGCGCCAGGUGUCGGGCCUUCAUCUCUAUCACCACACAGUCGUCCCGCUGUUGGCGUGGAUGACAAUGAAGUUGAUGCCAACGGUUCCGGCGUUUCAGAUCUUUGGCCUAUUGAACUCGUUUGUCCACACAGUUAUGUACGCCUAUUACGCCCUCUCGGCCUUCGGGCCCGCCAUUCAGCCCUACCUCUGGUGGAAGCGCUACAUCACAAUGAUC
Medioppia subpectinata is the source of this 744-nucleotide messenger RNA. NCBI's taxonomy places the organism in Eukaryota, Metazoa, Arthropoda, Arachnida, Sarcoptiformes, Oppiidae. The record is from the annotation of a GenBank genome assembly.